Molecule: messenger RNA, 3189 nt
Organism: Oryzias latipes (Japanese medaka)
Lineage: Eukaryota; Metazoa; Chordata; Actinopteri; Beloniformes; Adrianichthyidae
Product: 5'-AMP-activated protein kinase subunit gamma-1
Biological process (GO): regulation of catalytic activity; protein phosphorylation
Cellular component (GO): nucleus; cytoplasm; nucleotide-activated protein kinase complex
Molecular function (GO): protein kinase regulator activity; AMP binding; protein kinase binding
Source: RefSeq, a predicted model, not a curated record
UGGAAACAGUGCUAGCGUUAGCUGCUAGCUACGAACUUAUUUUUCACGUUUGUUUUCGAUCUGUCGGUUGUGUGUUUAGAAAUCUCCCUAUCUGAGGAUUCGGCCUCGGAAACGGUUUAUUUACGGGUAUUCAAACAUGGAUAAACGGGUUAAAUUGUAGUAAGCAUAAUAAAGACAUUCUUUAAAGUCUUUGAACCAAUAAUUAACUCGAGAGGGAAGGUAAAUGACUGACACAGACAGACCGUUAGCUAACAAGCUAACACGUUAGUGUAGAGAAAACCAGUAACAAAGGCUCUUAAAGUACUUUCUGCAUGUUUAUAACCUGUAACCUCGUCUUAAAGUAUAUCUAUUCAUGAACAUCUUCUCAGGAACUAGUUUGUUGUUUUGCGUGGCUUCUCCUGGUGGUUAAAUGAACAACGUCGGACCAGUUUCGUCAACGGAAAUUGUUUUUAUUUUACAAACGGGUAAAUUAACAAAUAUUCCAGUAACUAUUGAUGAUCUUGAGGGCAAGAAAGACCCCGUCAUUGAAGACUCCGAACACAAUGCGUACACGAGGUUUAUGAAGUCUCAUCGCUGUUAUGAUCUUGUACCUACCAGCUCCAAGCUAGUUGUGUUUGACACAUCACUUCAGGUGAAGAAGGCUUUCUUUGCUCUCGUGUCCAAUGGGGUGAGAGCAGCACCUCUGUGGGACAGUAAGAAACAGUGCUUUGUCGGAAUGCUUACCAUCACAGACUUUAUCAACAUUCUGCAUCGCUACUACAAGUCACCAUUGGUUCAGAUUUAUGAACUAGAAGAACACAAGAUUGAAACAUGGAGAGAACUGUACCUUCAAGACUCCUUCAAACCUCUGGUUAGCAUUUCUCCCAAUGCCAGCUUGUAUGAUGCAGUGUCAUCUCUACUGAGGAACAAGAUUCACAGACUGCCAGUCAUCGACCCCCUGACAGGGAACACCCUGUAUAUACUCACACACAAGAGGAUUCUCAAGUUCUUGAAGCUGUUUAUAUCAGAGAUGCCCAGACCCUCAUUCCUGAGUAAAACCGUGGAGGAGCUGAAUAUUGGAACAUUUAAAAACAUAGCCAUGGUGCGUAAAGACACACCUGUGUACACAGCUCUGGGUAUUUUUGUUGAACAGCGUGUGUCUGCACUCCCCGUUGUGGAUGAAAAAGGACGGGUGGUGGACAUAUACUCUAAAUUUGACGUUAUCAAUCUGGCAGCAGAAAAGACGUACAACAACCUGGAUGUGACUGUAACCAAAGCCCUGCAGCAUCGCUCUCAGUACUUUGAGGGGGUUCUGACCUGCCACAUACACGACACCCUUGAGGCCAUCAUCAACAGACUGGUGGAGGCGGAGGUGCACAGACUAGUUGUGGUGGAUGAACAGGAAGUGGUCAAGGGAAUCGUCUCCCUGUCAGAUAUCCUCCAAGCACUAGUUCUAACUAACAAAGAAGAGUGUUCAACUUAACAUCUGAUCAUGUUUUCAGAAGAGACCAGAGCAAAGGGAGAGAAAGGCCACGCAUGUGAGAAGGCUCAUUUGAAAUGUCUAAUGUUUGCAGCUCUGCUCUCUCUGCAAAAGUCUGAGGUUGAUCAUGUCUGAUGAUGUCACAAUCAUAAUAAUCAUAGUAGUACUGACCUGCCUCUUGGGGGAGCCUAACUCCAAAGCUGUGUUCAAACUCUGCUGGUUUGGUUUGUUCCAAACCUGGAGUUUGUUCCUGCAGCACACACAACUGAACACUAAAAGAGCUGUCCUCCAACAGCCGUCAGAUGGAUAUGCUAAUGCUAACAUCUGCCUCCCCUUCAAAGUUUCUUCUAAGCACAAUAAACUUUUUUUCUUCUUCACUGAGCUGCAUUAUUUUAAAAUUUGUAAACACUUUAACCACAUUUUAAAGUCCUUCAGUUAAAACCACUUGAGAGUUGCCAACAUGACAAUGUAGCUCACAUUAAAAUGUGCACAAAAGAGCUGCAAGAAUGGGAGCACUGUGGCUCUAAAAACACCCUUUAGACUUUUUUUAACCUGAAUGAUGUUAAUUUAAUCAAUAAUAAUCUCUUUGUUAGAUUUGAAUAUGUAACAAUAUUAUUCCAUUGUUAGCAUAAUGUAGUAUAAUCUACAAGUUUGCACACAUUUGACUUUGAAUAUGACGUGACAUUUACUCAGCCUACAUGAGAAACAAACCUGCGCUCCUGCAGAACCCCAAGUACUGUGAACGUUCAGAAUUAGGAAACGGCUCCGCAUCAGAUCAGAACUAAAGGCGGUGAGGGGCGGAGGGAGACGUGUUAACACACCUGAAGUCCACUUAAGGCAGGUGAGGAUGUCAAAGCACAGUUAAACUCUGCCCUAAAUGAAUCCACCUGCUGCUGGGAUGGGAAUCAAUGAACAUAUCCAUGGAUUUGUUUUUACCCAGCAAUGUUUUUUUUUCUUCAAUUGGCUCAUUUUUAGAGAAGAGAAGGAAUAGAUUUAUAAUCUUAAAAGAUGGGACUGUUGCAGCUUUAAAAAGCCCUUCCAGUCAGAGACGCUUCUUAACGUUUUUCUUUGAAUGAAUCUUAUUUCAUUCAUGAAUUUAGUUGUCAGUGUUGUCAACACGUCUGCCUUCAGAGUGACCUUGUAGGAAGUUCAAAGUUCUCCUCUAUUUCAUGUCUGUCAUAAUCUACAACAAUGACCAGAACAUGACGGGAUUGCUAAAAAAAUUACCCAGCCAUUUAAUUUGGGAGUUAGUAUCUUUAAGAAAAAGAUUUUGUCAUCAUCUUGUAAAGCUACAUGUUUAAUGGACUGUUUGUUUGUUGCUUUGACUGGUUUUUUUUUUUUUUUUUUUGACCCGCAUUUGGGGUUUUGUAUUUAUAUUGUCAACACUUUACAUCGUUGCUUCAAAGUCUAAUGUUUGUGCAAAACAUCUUUUUGGUCAAAUUAAGAUUUUGUCGAAUUAUACAAAUAGAGAUUUUUUGUCAGUCAAUAAUCCAUAAAAAGUCAUAAGUUUAGAUAUUACAGGUUCUUUUAUUUGUAUUUUCUUUUCUGUACUCCAAAGUCACCACAAACCAACACGUCCUGUCAUUUAUUGUUGUCAUGAAUUGAAGACGGAAUGCAAACCGCUCUGUAAAUUCACAGGUUUUGUUCUUAUCCAUACUGAAGCUCCAAUUUAACGACAAAGCAAUAAAAAGUUAUUCAUUGGCAUCUUUUAAAUGCAUAAUAUCCUUAAA